Pectinophora gossypiella (pink bollworm) is the source of this 6377-nucleotide messenger RNA. RefSeq names its product dynactin subunit 1 (gene DCTN1-p150). The coding region runs from base 583 to 4617 and encodes 1344 amino acids. Gene Ontology annotation, biological process: establishment of mitotic spindle orientation; nuclear migration. The record is from RefSeq and is a predicted model, not a curated record. Lineage: Eukaryota; Metazoa; Arthropoda; Insecta; Lepidoptera; Gelechiidae. The transcript is spliced from 34 exons. Gene Ontology annotation, cellular component: kinetochore; spindle pole; microtubule associated complex.
UUUUAGCGGGAAACGGGAACGGGACAGUUGCUUUCUUCAUUGAAUAAUCUAAAUAAUUAAUACGAAGUGGUGUUUUGUGGUUAAUGAUCGCAUUAAGUUAGUCGGAAGACAUUCGCGAGUGUUAUUACAUUGGAGUAUUCAAUAAACAAAGUGUAUCUGCCUAUUUUCGCUUCGUGCUAGGAAGCCGCUUCAUAGCUCAAAAGUUUAUGCGGACUUUUGAGUUAAUUCGUUUGGGGUUCGGAGUAGGAGUCUACUCCGAGGGUGGGGGCUUAGGUUUCAUCAUCAUCAUUCAUCACCUUUCACCAUUUCAUUAAUCAUCAAGAAAAAAAAAUACGUCAGACAUGGCUGUAUGGGCAUAGUUCCCUUUGCCUUACCCUUCGGGGAAAACCAAACCAAAAAAAAAAAAAAAUUGACAUUCCAUACAAUUUUGGUCAAUAUUUUGCAUUGAUUUUCCAGCGUUUUUCAAAUAAAAAGCAUCUAACUAUGCUGUGAAAUCCUAAUUUUAUUAAAGCAGACGUUGUAAAUUAAUUGAAAACAUACUGAAUAACUUGUCAACUGUUUUGCCGUGUGUGAGCUGUAAAUAUGUCGGACAAGGCGCUGACGCUGGGUCAGCGUGUGAUGGUGGUGGGUAAAGACGUGAAGGGCUCCGUAGCAUACAUUGGAUACCCUACGUUUGCCACUGGCAAAUGGAUAGGAGUUAUUCUGGACGAGUCUAAAGGAAAGAACAACGGUACUGUUAGGGGGCAUGCCUAUUUUAGGUGUGAGGAGAAUUACGGAGUAUUUGUCCGUCAAACUCAAAUCCAGCUGCUAGAUGGAGAUGACAAUCCUAUGGAGACCUCUGUGACGUCCGUGUCUGACGAACCUACGGGAAAGACUCCGGCUCCCAACCGAAGGCUUAGCAGUAUAACUGUGGCGCAGAGGUCUAGACCGACUACGGUCCGUCGGAAAGCGUCGCCCGCGCAACCGAAAGCCGGGACGCUCUCCAUGUCAAGGAGACUGAAACCCCGCUCUUUAGAAAUGGCCAAUCAAACGUGUUCUUUGCCUGUCUUACCUGUUUCUCGUACGUCACUGGCGAGCAGUCGCCAGUCGCUAACGUCGUACGCUUCGCCUACCGCCGAGCGCGGGUCCUCGCCCGACCUGGCUGGGAAAAGGGCUUCCUUUGUUGAGACCGGUUUCGUGGAAACCCUCACUCCGCAGUACACUCCAGGUCAGAGCAUCACGUCCCCGCAGCCAGCGCCCUCCGUCGAAGACAAGCUGGCUAAUCUUCAGGCGCAACAGGAGAUAACUCAACUAAAAUCAGAAGUGGAGGACCUGAAAGAGAAGUUGGAGACGAUCAAAGUGAGAAGAGCGGAAGACAGGGAGAAGUUGAAGGAGUUCGAGCGAGUGAAGCUCCAGUUGGAGCAGGCCAAUGAGUUCAAGACGAAGAUUAUGGAGUCGCAGGCGCAGCUGCAACGGGACCUGCAGCGGGCCAAGCAGGAGGUCCGCGAAGCCCAAGAAGCCCUGGAGAUCCACAAUGAUGAGACAGCGGAGCUCCAGGAAGCCGCGGAGAUGGCCGCCCUCGACAAGGAGAUGGCUGAGGAGAGGGCUGAGGCGCUGCAGAUGGAACUGGAACAGUGCAGGGAGAAACUCGAGGAAGCCACACUGGAUCUGCAGCUCAUGAAGGCUGAGAUGGAAGCCGGCGGGAAUAUACAGCACCCGUAUGCAGCGACCGACAGUGGCGCCACGGGGUACGAGAUGAGGCAGCUGCAACAACAGAACAUCCGGCUGAGGGAUACGUUGGUCAGACUGAGGGACCUCAGCGCGCACGACAAGCAUGCCAUGCAGAAGAUGCAAAAGGACAUAGAGCAAUACAAAUCCGAGAUAGCCGAACUGAGCCGCACCAAGGAGAAGCUGUCAGGUCGAGUUGAGGAGUUGGAGGCGCAAGUGGCCGACCUUCGGGAGCAGGUGGACGCCGCGCUGGGCGCCGAGGAGAUGGUCGAGCAGCUCGCGGACAAGAAGAUGGCCUUGGAAGACCAGGUGGAGCAACUGAAGCAAGACGUGUCCGAGCUGGAGGCGUUACAAGAAGUCCACGAGCAGCUGGUGGAGUCCAACAGGGAGCUGGAAAUGGACUUGCGGGAGGAGUUGGAGAUGGCACACGCCGCUACUAGAGAGGCAAACAGAGAGCGCGAGGCUGCCUUGGAGACAAUAAUGGACCGGGACACGACCAUCCUCAAGUUCAGGGAGUUGGUGCAGAAGAUGACGGAGCAGUAUAAUGAGAUACGCGCACAGCUCGAGUCCAAACAAGGCUCACCAGCGCCAAGCGAGCAAGAAUCCACUCCGGAGCCCGCCCGGUCCUCUCCACCAGCAGAGCUGGGCUCCCUGGUCCACGCGUCCCGCGCGUCCACGCGCUCCAUCGACCUGCAGCUGCGGGCACUGGAGCUGACGCAGGCCCGCGCACGCGCCGACAUGCUCGCCGCCUGCCUGCCCGACCACUUCAUGGUGCAAGCCGGUGACCACGACGCGAUCCUUCUAAUUCUCCUGCUGCAGCGUCUGAACACGAAGGCGGACAUUAUUCUUGGUCAAAUUAGAGAGAGGUUCCCAGCAGUGAACGUGUGGGAUAGGGAGGCUGUUACGAAGACACACACGGCUGUGCAGUACAGUUUCCGUUGCCAGCUCGAAUAUCAGCUUCACAUGAUUCAGUGUAUAGUGUGCAUGUGGGUCGAGGCCCUGGACACGUGCGCCCCCGACGUGCUGCUGCGCGCGGCCAGCGCGUUGCCCGACGCGCUGACGCAGGAGCGCGCGCUGGAUGCGUGCGCGCACCUGCUCAAGACCAACGAGCUGGAUGAGAACUGCAACUUGGACGGCCUAGAACGGUGCUGGAGCUACCUAUCAGCGAUGUGGUCGGCCCUCAACCUGUCCUCGGUAGAGGGCGCUGCUGUGACCCGCGCGGCGGUCCUCCACGCCAGCACCGCGCUUGAUGCCCUCGCACGCGGACUCUACGCUGAUGCUAACGCGCUCACUAUGAUACUACAGAGCUCGGACCAGCAGCAAGAGUUGGGACAACUCCACGAGCAUAUAAAGACUGCGACUUCGGCACUACAGCAACAACUGAAGAGUGUCAGGCGACGACUGCCGCCCGGUGUCAGGCUUAAUGCCGUGCCACUCGACGCACAGCUGGUGUCGCGGCUGCGCGGGCCGUGCGCGUGCGCGCUGUGGCGCGCAGCACGCGCGGCGUGGCUGGCGGCGCGCGCGGGCGCGGCGUGCGCCGCCACGGCGGGCGAGCGCGGCGACGGCGCGCCGCUGCCGCACCACGCGCUGCACGCGCUGUGGGCCGCCGCGCUCGACAAGGUCUACCAGCAGGAUGACCACGGCCCAGUGAAGACUAUCAAGCAUUCGCUGUCGGCGGUGUCGACUGACGUCACCCAGCUGGCACAGUUCGCCCAAGACAAGGAGUAUGACAUGAUGUCACUCACCAACGUACACGUCGAGAGGCCUACCCCGCCGGUGGUGGUGCGCGCGCAGCUGGUGAAGAAGCAGUUGGAGGAGACGAAGAGUCUCACCAUCAAGCUGGAGAACAAGGAGGCUGACAUCAAGGAGCUUCGGAAGGCUCUCAAGGCGAAACAAGAGGAGCUAUCAGAGAUGCAGAUUCGUCGAGAGCUGGGCGAGAGGAAGCUGACGUCAGCUGCGCGCGACGCGGAGUUGCGGGCUGAGCAGCUGCAGCGGCGGCUUGAAGACGCUCAUAACCAGCUUAAGAGGAAAGAGAAGGAGUUCGAGGAGACGAUGGACCAUCUGCAGCAGGACAUAGACUCGCUGGAGAGCGAGCGUGGACAGCUACGGGACAAGCUGAAGCUGUACGCGAAGAGGGGCGGCGGACACCACGAUUUGGCGUUCUUAAUGUUGAGCGCGUCGCCUGUGUCGACCAGAGAUCUACCAACAGUUGUGCCACCAACGGCUGUACAGAAGGAGCCAACGCAAGAAACUCCAGUGAAGGUCUCCGCGGGUGUCGCGCCGGGUGAAGUCAGCGAUGCUCUUCAGCAUCAGCUGAAGGUUCUCAGUUGGACGGUGGAAAGAGAACGCGCAGCGCGCAUAGCGGCGUGCCGCAAGGCGGAGCGCGCGUGUGUACUGGCGCUGCGCCCUCUAGACAACCCCACCGCCCACGCCGCAGUGGAGCGCCGGCGCGCCGCGCACCAGCUGGAGCAGGAAUUAGCCAAACUACAGACGGAAUGGACCUUGUUCGUAGCGAGGUCAGGUCUGGUGAAGUUCCCAGAGGACCCGGCUAAGUACGGCAAGGCUUUGCAGGACCACAAGGACAAGCAGCGGGAGAUCAGGAGACGGCUUGAGGAGCGGCUGGCGGCGUUGCAAGCGGAGGUCCGCGCUCAGAUGCUGCUGCACCGACCGUGGCGCUGCGUCGAGGCGGACUUCGCAGAGUUCCCCGCGCCGGAACUGGCUGCCGCCUUAGCAACGCCGGUGGAUGUCGGAACCAUCCAGUACCCGGCGGCGACCAGCGGACAACGAGAGGACACCAUCUACGUGACGCGCUCCCAACUUGACAAGUUACGUGAACUGGUGUCGGAAUUAAAGUCAGACGAAAUCAAACUCGAAUUGAAGCCCCUGGACAGUACAGUAUGUGCAGCUUAAAACAACCACUUUGUCAGUUACUUUUCUAUACAUAUGAGAACAAAAUAGGGGCUUAUGUCUAAAAGAAGGAAUGUAAGAAAUUACACUAUGGUUAUCUAUUCGGUGCAAUGUAUUAUGAAUUAUACGCUUUUUCACUUGUAAAUUAAGUAAAAUAUUAAAUAAACAACAAAACCUUUUCUACCUUUGUGCUUUGUUUGGAUCAACUCUGACACCAGGGUUGACGAGGUUGGUAAUCCGCCUCACAACCCACACGAUAGAAGAAGACAGGACCUGUCUGCGUUAUCUGCUUCUUUGAUAUGUGUUGUGAGGUAUUUUAGACCGUAACCUUGCAUGAUUGUAAGUUUUUCUUACGUGACUCUCAAAAUUCGAAAAAAAAAACGAAAAUUCGAUUCAAAUUUUUUUUUUUUAAUUUUUUAUUCGUUUUUCUCAAAAUGCAAAAAUGCAAAUUGCAUUAAAUAAAUGGAUCUGUGUUGUCUUUAAUAAAUAAAUAAAUAAUUAUUAUGUUUGUCAUUUCCAUAUCUCGGGACUAUGGAGUCCCGGACUUUUGGAAGGCGUGCGUGGGGCCGAAGCCAACACGUAGAGGCCCCUUAAGACAAUUUAAUCUAAAUGUUGUGUGACACCAACCGACGAUUAUCCCUGUAUUAUUAUUAUUAUUAUUAACUAUUUGGCCGGACAAAUGGAGAGCUCUAAAAUCGUAUAUGUAACAAAAAUGAACCGGGAUUCAAAAACCCGUGACACGGAUUCAUUCGUACUAAACCUUUUAAAGGACAUCUCCAAUUUGGUCAAUGUACGUCCUUCUAGGUCUUCCUCUGCCAGUCCUACCACUUACCUUCGCCUUAUAUACGCUUUCGUAAUUCUAUCAUGCAAGGCAAAAAUGUUUCAGGGUUCUUGAAACAUUAGUUUCCAACAAAACAUAGAACAGUGUCUAAUUAUUAUGUAGUAAGUAUAUAUGGUGUUAGUGACAUUAGACCUAACACUGAGGGGGAUGAUUCAGCUGAAGAUUCUGAAUUAAUAUCAAGUGAUAAUUUCCGUCGCAAAUUUCUUUUUUUAAAUUUUUUUUUUAAUGAUUGAGCGAAUAACGUCCUCCGUGGUCCAGUGUUUGAGCGUUGGACUCACGGUCCGGAGGUUCCGGGUUCGAAUACCGGUGGGGACAUCACAAAAAAUCACUUUGUGAUCCCUAGUUUGGCUACGACAUUACAGGCUGAUCACCUGAUUGUCCGAAAGUACUAUCCGUGUCUAAAGUCUAACACAGAAAAUGCAUCCACGCGCGUUCAUGCGGAUGGAUUUUCUGUGUUAGACUGUGCGUGUUUUCUAUACAAACGGAGAUACUUACAAGCAACGGAAGAACACGCAUCCACGCGCUACGCUGCAUCAUUCGGGGCAGUGUGAGAAUGACCUAACUCAGAAUCUUGAGCUGAAUCAUCCUCCUCAGUAUUCGUUACGGUGUCACUAACGAGCUCCUCCGUGCUUCGGAAGGCACGUUAAGCCGUUGGUCCCGGCUGCAUUAGCAGUCUUUAAUAACCACCAAUCCGCACUGGGCCCGCGUGAUGGUUUAAGGCCCGAUCUCCCUAUCCAUCCAUAGAGAAGGCCCGUGCCCCAGCAGUGGGGACGUUAAUGGGCUGAUGAUGAUGAUGAUGAUGAUGUCACUAACAACCUGUAUUAAAUUAUUAAUUUAAUUCAAUAAAUAUUAUGCGUAAGGAAUUAUAUGUUAAUGUAAUUACUAUGUACUUACGUUGUUACUAAAUAAAGUGCUUAUUUCA